ACCUUUCCCGGAUGUAGGAAGUUGUUUUUGGUUUUUUUGUAACUUUUAAGCCUGGCAUCCGUAUAGUGCUGAAUAUCUGGAGAGAUGCCCUGGUAAUUCGUUGGUACUGAUGCCCACCCUAAGCACGUGUGCAUCCGAAAGCAGACUAGAAAGAGGAAGCUUCUAGGGAAGGCGUUAAUCGAAAUGACUUACUUUGGUGCUACGUAAAAAGAAUUCGCCAUUGAACUGGAACUUCUGGUUAAUUUCUGCAUCAUAUCAGAAGAUUGUCUCGUUAAUUGGCAAAAUUGAUGAUAUUACAUUUCUUUGACUACGUUGUAUUGUACUACUGAUAAAGUCUGAUCCAUGUUUGCUGGGGUCCAGUUCUUCUUGCAUAACAGAAGAUGAGUAUAAGAUCUCUUUGGGUGAUUAGUCAAGAAAAUGGAGGAUCUGGGGUGGUACUGUUUUCAAGGCGGUACCCAACUGUGGAAAUCAGGGCCAGAAGAAUUGGGAAAGAACAUUAUGUGUCCAUUCCUGAGGAUACUGCCUUUGUCCGGUCCCUGCUUACUGAGCUUGGCCUCACAGACCCUGAAAAACCUUUUGUGGAAGCAAGAGAUGGUUGUGACCGAAUGCAUAAAACAUCUGCUUUGGAGUUAAAGCUGGAUCAGUUGAGAGGCGAUGUACUGUGGCCUGUGUUGGCCAUACAACAUGGGAAACUAAUUCUGGCAUGUCUGCCACUGGUAGAGGCACCUCUUAAACCACGCCCUUCACUUCCUAGUCUACCUUCAAUAUCUCAAGGAUUUUCUUUACUUGCAGGGCUCCAGGCAUUCCUAACUGGGGUCAAGGCAGAAGGAGACUUAACAUCCAGAUUAGGCCUUUUGUCUAAUCUUUUAUUGCAUGCCUGUCCUUUAGGCAGUCCUUUAGAAACCAAUCUAAGUCAGACUGUAGUUCCUCCUGCUUCCCUUCCUGGAACACAGAAACAGCCUGCUUGGAAACCAGGCAUACACAAAGGAAGAGCGCAGGUUGCUGUGGCUAUCAGUGAGCAAGUUCGAUCAAUGCAAUAUGGGAACCCUUCCAAGCCAGACACAUGGGACGUAUUUGGCACUGUGUCAUGCAAGUGUGACCUGGAGGGUGUGUUGCCCAAUGUCACUGUUACUUUGAGUCUGCCUCCUAAUGGUUCACCUCUUCAGGAUAUUGUGGUUCAUCACUGUGUCACUUCCCUGGAUUCCAGUGUUUUGACCGCAAGUAGUGUGGAUGAGAGUGACAGCUCUGCCUUCUCUGGACCCUACAAGUUUCCCUUCUCUCCACCCUUGGAGCCCUUUCGCCUGUGCUGUUACACUUCACAGGUACCUGUGCCACCAAUUCUGGGCUCCUACCAACUAAUCGAGGAACUUGGCCGAUUAAAAGUUACAGUGAAUCUGAAACUCCAUGAGAGUGUGAAAAACGGAUUUGAAUAUUGCGAAGUCCAGCUCCCCUUCUUCAACAGGGGUCAGUUGGCCAGUGUUGACCUCAGAGUGACAACCGGACAACUCGAAGUUACCAGAGAGAGAUUGGUGGUUUGGAUGCUUGGACAAAAGUUCCCAAAAUCCUUGGAAGUGUCUCUAACAGGUAGCGUAAGUUUCAAUGGAGUCAACGUAAGUGGGCCUCAAAUAGGACCAAUGAAUUUCCUGUGUGUUGGCCUUACUUCGUAUAUCAAGCUACAUUUUCGUGUUCCUGACAUCACUCUAUCUGGCUGUUCAGUGGAUCAGCACUCUGUGCAGGUUUAUUCCUCUGCCAAACCCAAAAUUGUUACAUCCCGGGAGCUUGUCUCCUCUGAUUAUUACAUUUGGAAUUCUAUGGCUGAUGCUCCUUCAUCUUCUGGACCAGUGAUGCUGUAGUUCUGCAGUGCAGAUGCAUUAUUUUGCGAAUUUAAUGAACUGACUUUUAUUGGGACAGGCCCUAAGAAAUUGUGUCAGCCUUUUCACCUCUGUCACAGAUGGUGUCCACCCCUAAAGCCUGGAUCCUCAUUAUCUUAUUGUUAAAACAACAAGAAACUACCCAUUCUUGAGAAACCCAUCUAACAAAGCUUUGUCUUUAACAGAGAGGUACAGUAUUUCUGCACUUAAUGAAGGUUUGAAAAUUUUAUUAAUUGUGUUGGAUCAAUAUUUAUCUGCAAUAUGGGGACACUCGCCUUAUUAAUAACAAUUGCCACAAAAUAAAAUUAUUGUUUGGCGCAUGUUUUAAUGGGGGAUAUUUCUCUUAGUAAAAUAUGUGACGUCUGCAGAUGUCUAGUUGCCCAGGACUUAGAAUGAUGGGCAACUUUGUCAGUUCUGAUGCUUUUUUUUAACAAACUGACGAGUUAUUUCAGAAUCUACUAGCUGUACUUUUUCCAAACUGAUGAUGGACUUAGCCUGGCUGGGUCAUAAAUUGUAACUUUAUGUCACCUGGUAGCUGCGUACAUUUAAGUUUGAAGAGAACUCGGACUAGGAAGACAUUUGCUGUUUCAAUCUUAAUCCCCCAUUUUUAACUUCUUUUGUAAACUCUCAGCAAAAUUAAAAGCAAGUGCUCUAUUCAGUUGUUAUGCAA
This is a messenger RNA of Polypterus senegalus (gray bichir), 2541 nucleotides long. It is a transcript of the gene ap5m1, whose product is annotated as adaptor related protein complex 5 subunit mu 1. Gene Ontology annotation, cellular component: late endosome; cytosol; lysosome. The record is from RefSeq and is a predicted model, not a curated record. Gene Ontology annotation, biological process: endosomal transport. Lineage: Eukaryota; Metazoa; Chordata; Cladistia; Polypteriformes; Polypteridae.